GUAUUGCAACCCUUCAUAAAAAACCAGCUGCUGCUCUGCGAAGGCAAAGCCUUCAGAUGGGACCAAACCUGUCUGCCCACGUGAGAUGUGCUCGGACUGGGUGGAGAUCAUCGAGCCCCGCUCCCAGGAGCGGAUGUAUGUCAACCUGACCACCGGGGAGUGCGGCUGGGAGCCCCCCCCCAACCUGAAGGUGCGCCAGUCGGACCAGAAGCAGUGGUGGGAGCUCUUCGACCAGAACAACAACCGCUUCUACUACUACAAUGCCAUCACGCGGCAGACGGUGUGGCACCGGCCCCAGGGCUGCGACAUCGUGCCCCUGGCGCAGCUCCAGGCCAUGAAGCGCAGCUCCCAGCCCGGCCGGCAGCACCGCGGCAGCACCGGCAGCGACGGCCGGAGCACCCCCGUCCACAUGGCCCUGCUGCAGGACAUGGAGAAGGGCAAGUGGGACUGUGCGGGGGAGAAGAGGAAAGACCCUUCUGGCAGGGAGACUCCUACCCAGUGGCAGCCUCUGCCAGGCACAAAAGCAGCCAUGUUGGUCAAAGUGAACAGUUUGAGGCAGAUACAGAGCUUUUCAAACAGUUCACUUCAGCUGCAGAGCGCUCCAGAGCCCAACAGCCCAAAAUCUCUUCCAAAACCAGCUAUAUAUGCUCAGCCUCAAUCCAGGUCCCAGAGCCCUGGAGCGACGAAGCAAACAGGAGACACAAAGCAGUCUAUGCAGAUCAAAAAGACGGAGAACGGUGGGUUUUGCCUGGUGCUGAUGAAUGGCCCAACUUCUCAAACACCUCCCAGGAGCCGGACAGGAACCCCCCAGCCUGCAUCCCCCAAAUAUGCCUCCCCUGCACCCAUAUACGAUGAGCCAUCGCUGGAGUCGCCAAUUUACGACGAGCCACCAGUGGACAUGGACACAGAAAGCGCUGCUGUGAGUGGCACGUCUCCACCAAGGUCACCAAGCAAUAGCUUAAAAAAGCAGCUGCAACCAACCAAAUUCUUGCAGCAUCCCAGUAUGCAACAGCAACAAGCUGCAAAGAAGCAUGCAAGAAAUCCCUCUUCCACUGAAUACAGCCCAGCUGGCAGGGAAUACAUAAAACAUAUGGUCAAUGUUGACCAAUCUGCCAAACUCUCCCACUCUUCUCCUGCAACAGCUGAUGCCUCCACUAAACUGCCUGGUCAGCUUGCUUCAAAGGACAGUUUCAAGCAGUCUUGGAGGAUCUUGGAAGCCAACGUCCUCAAGAACAUGGAACUCCACCACAGUCGUCAGAACAGCCUGCAGACUCAGGAGUACCCAACUGGUAUCAGCCACCAGGAUUCUGGUUAUUCGACCGGCCCUUCUCCAAGCUUGAGAAAAAGGAAAGGAAGGAGGCAAGGAACAGGUCAAGUAAGACCUGGCUCUGUGGGCAGCAGCAGUGAGCUCACAGCUCUGAACGAUAAAGUGAUCGCUGAGAUGCGCGCAGUGGUGGGCAGGUCAGCAGCUUGCAGGGGAAGCAAAGCCAGCCUGGAUGCUGAGAGCCUGGAGAGUGGCGUCCCAGCAGAGAGCAGCAAGGUCAGGUUUCAGUCUGACCACUUGAAAAAAUGCAUCAGCCGGAGCUCCAGGGACGACGUCUCAGCCAGCAACAGGUCUCUGUACAGGCAGGGCCUGGAGAUGAGGGAAGGCUUUCCCAGCGAUGCAGCUGCUCUGCAGGACACAAUGAGGCAGAAGAGGACUUUUGAGAAAAUAGAUUCUUUAGAAAAGAAUGUGACCAGCCAGACAAGCUUGGCUUCGUCGGAUGCCACCCGCCACUCCUCACAGCCUGGGACCAUAGAGCUGGACCCCAAGCAGGAGGGCAGUGCCCAGGGCGGGGGCUGCGUGGGAUGCCACUUCCCCUACAACACCCUACGGAAGCCCAUCUCCCAGAGCAGCAUGGCAGACUGGGCCUCCAAAAACCUCAACAUGCACACGCAGGGCAUCUUCCGCCGCAGGAUCUCCAUCUCCAACAUGCUGUCCUGGAACGGCGGCUCCAUCAAAAAGCCCAUGCUCAUCACCAGCAACCGCACCAUCAAAAAAGAGGCGUGUGAGAUGUUCAAGCUGGUGCAGAGCUACAUGGGAGACCGCCAGACUCGCCUGGACCGCAACCACGUGGCCUUGGUGACGGUCACCAAGUGCUGGAGCAUGCAGGGGCUGCGGGACGAGCUCUACAUCCAGCUCAUCCGGCAGACCACAGACAACAUGUGCUACCGGAGCCUGGCGUGGGGCUGGGAACUGAUGGCCAUCAGUCUGGCCUUUUUCUCCCCGUCACCCAAAUUUCAGUCUUACCUGGAAGGUUACAUUUAUCGCCACCUUGACAGUGAUGAAAACAUUGCCCAGCGCAUCAAGGAGCUUGUGGAUCUGAAAAACAAGAAGAACUCGAAAUCCAGGAAAAAGAGGAAACAAAACACAGAGGAUGAAGGUCUGCCCAUUAGCACCUAUGCCAAGUACUGCUACCGGAAACUCCAGAAAGUGGCCGUCACUGGAGGCAAAAAGGGCCUCCGCAAACCCACGGUGGAGGAGAUCACACACGCCAGGAACGCCAUCCUCACCCCGUCGCUCUUCGGCAGCUCCCUGGAGGAGAUCAUGCUGCGCCAGCAGGACAUGUACCCAGGGAACAAGCUGCCCUGGGUGCAGACACAGCUGUCACAGCAGGUCCUGGCCCUGGGAGGGGAACAGACGGAGGGGAUUUUCAGGAUACCUGGUGACAUAGAUGAAGUGAAUGCAUUGAAACUGCAGGUGGAUCAGUGGAGGAUCCCGAGCAGUCUGAGUGACCCCAACAUCCCAGCCUCUCUUCUCAAGCUCUGGUAUCGGGAGCUGGAGGAGCCUGUGAUUCCCCAGCAGUUCUACAAAGAGUGUAUCAGCAACUACGAGAACCCCGACGCUGCCGUGGCCGUGGUGCAGCUUUUGCCAGAGCUCAACAGGCUGGUGCUGUGUUACCUCAUCCACUUCCUGCAGAUCUUUGCUCAGCCGUCAAACGUGGGCAGAACAAAAAUGGAUGUGAAUAACCUGGCCAUGGUGAUGGCCCCCAACUGCCUGCGCUGCCAGUCCGACGACCCCCGCGUCAUCUUCGAGAACACGCGCAAGGAAAUGUCCUUCCUGCGCAUGCUCAUCGUGCACCUGGACACGAGCUUCAUCAAAGGGCUGGUCUGAGCCGCUGGCCCCGGCUCCACACAUUGCUCUGGGGAGUUGCUGGGUACCCUAAAUCUUCUCCCCUCCACGUAGUUUUCUUCCAUUGUCCUUGCUGUUGUCAUGCCCUGGGUUAGCCCUUGAGCAUCUCCCGGCACACGACCACAAGGACUGGACAUUCCUGGAAGGCUCGGUUCUGUCAGCACCAGGAAGUCCUUGGACAUGCCAGGUCAGGUUCAGCGGUUCCUGGCCUUCCAGUGUGUGUCAGAGAGGGGCAACCCUCCUCCUGGGAGCCACAAGACUGGUUGCUCAGUGAAAGGGCUGUGACAUCUGUGAGGGACUGCUACAUGGGGCAACAAGACUCUCCAUUUCCCUUCUGGAGGCACAGUUGGCUUCAGGUAGGAGGACAUCACUCCUGUGCUGUGGCAUGAGCUGGUCCUGGGGGAGAUGCUGCCUCACUGGGGAUAAUCCUCCUGCUAGGGGGCAGCCUGGUUCACCUCUGCAGACUGUUGGCUGGAGGGCUGUGGAGGUGCAGGGGAUUUGCUGAGGCAGAAAAGUCCCUCGGGCUGUCGUGGUCAGUGGAAGAACACUGCAGCCCAGGGAGAGGAGGUCUUUGAGCUGCUGCUGCUGGGGGCUGGAUGGUCAGACAUUCUGCACUUGGGAGCUCUGGCAGGCCAGAUCCACAGCAUCCACCUCACCUUCUUCAGAGAGCUGCAGAGGUGUGCAGCAGCACGUGGGCCCAGCACUGUGCUGAGCACCCACCCACACCACAGGGCACAAAGAGAAGGCCAUGCACCUGACAGGUAAACAACCACUGUGGCAUCCUCCUCACAAGGGCCAUAUCCUCUGCAGGGGUGACCCCAGCAGCCUUGCAGCUCCUUUUUGGUAAGGACAGCAUGAGCUGACACCAGCUUUACUGAGAGCACCAGAGCCCAUGCUCAGAGCAGCCUUCGUGGCUCCAGCACCCCCUUCCUGAUAGCACAUCCUUCCCAGACUGCUCUGCUGGGGGCUGAAUACCAGUUUGGUCCCCCUCCUGCUUCUGAGCCCAGGUCUGAAGAAAGCUGGGAAGGCCCCAAAAGUCAGAAGUGCUCCUGUUCUCGGAGAGCAGCAGCAAUGCUGUGUGCUAGUGAAAUGCUGGUACUGCCUGUAGUCAGCUGUGGCACUUGUGCUCUUCCCACUGAAUUCCCACAGGCGUUGCAGAGGGGUUGGGAAGGGAAGGGGAAGGAAAGAGGCAGGUUGAGCAGCUGAGGUGUGGUGGAGCCUGAGUGGGGGUAGUGUCAGGCAGCAGCUCAGCGUUCUCACAGCUGCUGUUGAACCCCUGUGGCUUUCUGUGUGCCACCAGAGGUGAGGCACAGCAAGGACAGUGUCCUCUGGAUCUCUCCGCAGCCUCCAAAUGCUAUUAUAUGUUCCUUACCAAACAGCAGAUCCUAAUUCCGUGGCAUCCUAGUGUUACUCUUCCUCUGAGGUGUUUUCCUUGCUGGAGGCGGGUCUGCCGCAGAGAGCCGAGUUUUGGGAUUACCGGUGCAGUGCUAAGGCUGCCAGGAGUAUCCAAGGUUGCAUUUGUGUUUCUGCAUCCCUCUCCCUUUCCAGUGGGGACCUGGGAUCAUCCUCUCCAGACUGCAGUGGGGAGCCGAGCCCUGCCAACAGUGAGGUUUAGGGCUGAUGCCUGAUGGGUACCCAGUGGGGGCAAGAGGUGCCACGUGCAGAGAAUGCCCCAAGCCUGCUGGCUUGCCUGGGGCUCUGUGUGAGAGGGUUCCCAGAGCCUGUAUUUGGAUGAGUUUGGAUGAACUCCACAGCAGGAAUUCAGUUUGUGCCCAGCUGAACAAAGGUCAUGGUUCCUCUCCAUCUACCAGAUGCCCCUGUGGGCCAGGAAAUCCUGCUGCCUUGUCAGGAUUAGCUCUGUCAAACACGUACCAGCGUGUUUCACACCCCCCGUCCCACGCUCUGACACCGCGGGGCUUGUCCGGCCCUCCUGCAGCGCUGAACAGCGAGUUCAUGUUCCCCAGGGCUGGAGCUUCUGCCCCAGAGGUGCAGACACAGGCAGAGGUUACCAGCUGUGCCACUGUCCCGAGGUCUGAGUCAGUGAGCAGGCUCAGGGUGUCCUGCCCUGCGGCCCUGCCCUUCUCAUGGGGCUGCAGAGCCCUUCCCUGGGCUGGGCCCCGUGGGUGACCCCCGCUGUUCCUUGCACUUCGCUGUAGCAGUCAAUCAAACCAUAGGCAUUUGCUGCUAUUACAAAUGAAUGCUUCUUGCCAGGGCUGUAAAAUAGGCUAAUAAAGGACACUGGAUAUUAUUUUCUUUGCCAACAGAUUUGUAAAUACCAAUCAGUAAAGUAGCCUCUUCUCUGUUCUAAUAGUAAUAAAUAAAAUCUCCAUGGUUGUUCUUUUUGCGCAUUGGA
Molecule: messenger RNA, 5525 nt
Organism: Neopelma chrysocephalum (saffron-crested tyrant-manakin)
Lineage: Eukaryota; Metazoa; Chordata; Aves; Passeriformes; Pipridae
Gene: ARHGAP39
Product: Rho GTPase activating protein 39
Exons: 10
Coding region: 86-3154 (1022 amino acids)
Biological process (GO): signal transduction
Cellular component (GO): cytoskeleton; cytoplasm
Molecular function (GO): protein binding; GTPase activator activity
Source: RefSeq, a predicted model, not a curated record